UUACAGCCUAACAGAGAGAGUUCAAGUCAUUGAAAAUACUUCAACAAGCUAGCUUCAUAAGACAUAUAACCAGAAUCAAUAUAUCAAGAAGAUGGCACUAUCAAAUUGGUCUGCGUAUAACAUCUCUGCAUUAUGGUCUUAUGCCCGUGAUGGGAAAAGGCUAAGCUGUCUUUCCCAGCGCAAUAAUACGAGCAUCGUCGGGAUUGUAGGGGCAAGCAACCUCAGAAUUAACUUGGGUUCUGACAGCAGUUGCUGGAAACGCACUACCAGAUUUAUUAGAGGUUCCCAUGCCAGUUGUUAUGAAUUAACAAGCAUACGGUCGCUACAAGUGAGUGGAAGAUACGGGAUACAUUCUCUGACAGAAGGAAUGCGUUAUAAUGUGCUGAUUGUGGUAGAGUUGUUACAAACUUGCAUUACUGGGCCGCUGACAUGCACUCUUAUUGAUUCCACCGGACAUAGGCAUGACUCCAAGAAGUAUUACUGUUCGCAAAUGGUGAAGAACCAAAUCAUAAGCCUUCAUGUUGGCCAGUUCUGUGCCCGCAAGUCGUUAUUUGGCUAUGGAGAAAUCAACUUCUCCGUAGUCAACACUGAUAAAGAACGGAAGCAUGGUAUCGUCGUGAUUGGAGCUCUUGUUGUGCCUGUAAAGUAAAAUAGGCCGGGAAGAAAGUCUGGAUAGAAAUGGGCAUACCUACAUUGAAAAGUCCCCCAUAUACAUCAAUACACCAAAAUCCCAUAUGCAGAGGAAUUUCUACUGUUU
Messenger RNA from Daucus carota subsp. sativus, 757 nucleotides. RefSeq lists its product as uncharacterized. The transcript is spliced from 3 exons. Bases 92 to 649 code for a protein of 185 amino acids. The record is from RefSeq and is a predicted model, not a curated record. Lineage: Eukaryota; Viridiplantae; Streptophyta; Magnoliopsida; Apiales; Apiaceae.